CACAGCUUCAAUCUGUAUCCGCAACUGGUGCUUGUCGCAACUUCACAUCUUGUAAAGAUGCUGCGGGCACCAGGGGCAGCAUCGCAUCGUUCUAAAGUAAGCUACAACUUGAACUUGCCAGCACGCAAUUGAAUCAAUCGUUGCCGUUGAGUGUGGUCGGGAUCUUCAUUUUUCAGUUUAUGGAGCGCAGGAAUGUACUGUAGCCUGUACAACCUGUACAACCACGACAGAGGAGCAUUAGAGCAUCACUACAGUUUGGUACAACUACACAUCAUCAAAAAACGUUCAGCACGAGUCCAAGAUGGGCAAGGAUAAGAAGAAGAAGGACAAAAAAGAGAAAAAGGAAAAAAAGGAGAAAAAAGACAAAAGUGAUGACAAAAAGGCCGAUGCCGGCGCGGAUUCUGCCGAGCCUAAGGAAGCCAAAAAGGACGCCGAGGAUGCGAAGUCGGAGGCCGCUAGCGAUGCCGGCAGCGCAGCCAGCAAGAAAUCAACGAAAAAGGCCGCGCCGAAGAAAAAACUCACUGCGAAAAAGAAGAAGCAGACCCUUUUGCUUUUGAAGGCGCAGCAGAAACGGGUGCAGGAAGUGCAGGACUUGUUGGACCAGGUGACGAAAGACCUGGAUGCCGCGGAGAAAGUAUGGCGCUCUCAAACGUUAGGUUACACUCUCAACUGUUACAUGAUUUGUCAUGCAAAACGAGCAUCAACAUCCACACAAUUAAGCUAGGAUAGUCACAAGACGAGUGCCUAGGAUUGUCACAAGGGCAGGAAGCGAAACAGGACGAAGGAGGUACUGGGGUACAGGGCGGUCGGGCGCACGAGGAGGGCAAAGCUGGGGAGGCCGGGGGCCAAGAAGCUCCUGACAGGCAGAGUGUGAGUCAGGCUGUAGACACCCAGAAAGAUCCGAAAACUAAUUGCGGGACCGCAGUCGUUGAUCCAUUGCGCAAGUUCCACAUGGGAACCGACUGCCUCGCGUUAUGCCGCGAGCUUGGUAAGGAUUUGGGGAAGUCAAAGAAUAAUGGCGCUAAGGCCCCAGCGUCGGCCGACCGGACCUGUAGAGGAAGUGAGGCUGCUGGCGCCCCCCAAGUAGGGCACGCGGCUUCCUCGUCCUCCUCGAUAGCGCACAAAAGGUACGACCAGCUCACGAGAAGCGAGCGCAAAAGGUUUCAGGUGGGGAGCCCAAGAGGCACAGGGAGCAGCUCGAACGAGCUGGCAAGAGGGAGCGCUAGCGCAAGUGCGGACAGAGACCAAGAGCGAGAGGCGGACGCAACAGUGCGCGGGGAUGCCACUGCAUUAGGGGAAGAGGGAGGACAGGCAGUCAGCGCCCGGCGCGCUGAUCCCAGCAGUGGGCCGAGAAGUCACAGCCGGGACAUCAAGCAGGGAGUUGCCGAAGCGGCCCCCCCUCUCGCAAAGGAGUUUGGCACGAGGCAGCUGCCAGCGCAACAGGAAGCGCAAAAGAACAAGGGGGCGGCGGCUUCUGUCGAGCAGACGCAGGGCCCUGCAGAACCGGCAAAGCAGGCGAAACCCUUUGGGGAGCCCUUCGGGGUAGGGGUGGGAAAGUUCCAGAGGCUCCUGGAUGUCGUCCAUCUGAUGGAGCCAGCCCACAGCGCGGAUCAACAAGAAACGAGGGGGGACAGGCUGGAGUGCGAACAGCUUUCACCCAGGAGUUGGGGUGAGAUGUUGCGUAGGGUUACAGGCAGGAAGAAGGGGGAUUUCGAGUAGAGUAAAUACUCGGCGUCCAGCUGCGUCAGUGCCUGCGCUAGGCAAGAGCAACACUCUGAACCACUGAAAUUCGACACAUUCAAAUUGCAACACUCAGACUUUCCUUUUCUCGAUGAGCAGACUGCAAAACAAGAAAAAAAAAACAAAAGCAGAAGUGUAACAUUAGCGGGCGCUUUAGCUCCUGCUCUUCGCUGCCUAGGCAGUCGAGUUCGCCUCAGUCGCGAGACCGUAUUUGUGUUCGGCGGACGAUACAGCGCCUGCUGAUCAUGUCGCGUUCUGCAACAGAAGCAAAGCGGUGGCAACAAGAAUGAACAUCGAAGGGCACCGGGUCACUACGUAUGAAGGGGAUUGCCGGUCACCCUUAAGUGGUAAGCUCCGAGACGAAUCCGGUUUACGAUCCCAGUCCCCCCUCCCACCCUUUGCUUCUGUUGCAGAACAAGGCUGCACUAUGACUGCCAUGCACAAACUAAGCCUUUAAGUUGUCGCUGUGCCCCAGGAGGGUUGCCGGUCAGCAGCGACAAACAACUGGUCGAUGGUUUGACAACUGUGGUCCGUGCAAUUGCCCUGCUCGCCCGUGCCGCAGGUAAGGCACAAACGGUCCAGCCUCCCCUGUCUGGGCGGGGUUGCGGCUUAGGGGAGAGUCUCGCCCCUUAACCCAAAGGGGUACGUCGUCUCUUCCGUGAGAACAAAAACGUAAGGCGUAAAAUGGGUCGGGUCCUGGAUCGUUCUGUAUGUUGGGCUGUCGCGCCCGGCUUGCUGGCCGGGCUGUGCCGAUCAGGUGUGGUGGGUUGCUCCCGACUGGUUGGUACUUUUCUUGGGGCGACUUGCCGUGGUAGCGCUCGGCUUUUGUAUGAUGAGGUCGCCGAAAGUGCUCCCUCGCCCACCCCCCGGGGAGGGGAUCCUUGACCUGUGGCGCCGGGAGCGGGUGUCCACUACAUGACGAUGAUGAUGAAGCUACUUCGCAUGACAAAUUUUGGAAAGGCUAAACAGCCCCUAAAUCUGUGCGGAAUUUGUAAUGCUACAAAUGCAACCUCCCUUCUUUGACUUUUGCCAUUCUUGGAUUACAAAUUCAUGUGACAGUUGAGAGUGUAACGUUUGAGAACGCCAUAGAAAGCCGCAGAUAAGGCGUUCCAAGUCGCCUCGGGUGGGAACACGGAUGAUUUGCGGGCGGACGUCCAGAAGGCGACCAAAGAAGCGGACUGGAAGCUGUCGCAGACGAGAAGGUCGAAGCGGGCGGUGGAAGCGCAGCUGAAGAAGGAAAAGGAGGAGCUCCAGAAACUGGCGGACAAAAUUCGUGGGGGGAAAACGACCGCGGACAAACCCGAGCCGGAGAAAACGCAGUACGACAAGGCGCUUGGGGAUCUGGGGGACGAUCGGCCGGUGUGGUCGGUGCCGCGGAACGCGAGCAAAAAGAUGGGCGGACUGAACACGCCGGUCGUGGCGUUGGACCCGCGGGGGUUCCGCAUCGUGCACAACGAAGUAGACCACAAGCACGGUACGGACGACGACUUCACCGAGUUCCCGAAACGACAAGCGCUGUUCAACAUGUCGGGACUGCAGGAGAUGCGGUUUCAGGUCCGGCAGAUGCGGUUGGCGAAACGGCUGGCAGCCGGGGACCCCGACGUGUUCCCCCGCGAAUUUACGUUCAAACUUACCAUCGUUCGGGUGGAGAACAUGACGGACAACGAACACUCGGUUUUCAUCGCCGGUACCACCGCCCACAACUUGGCUCGCGCGGACCCCACCGCCGCGCACUUCUAUGAGGACAAGUACAACUACAGCGACCCGAUCCCGCUGUUGAAGUUCCAAAAAGUGAAGCUCGCGAAGGAAAACGAGUUCUAUUCGAAGCGCGUGGAGGGGAGCUACAUCUUCCUGAAAGACAUCGAACUGCGGCUAGACGCCUGGAGUCCCAGCUUGUACAAGAUGAACGACUUCCUCGGGACGGCGACGCGGAAGCUGUACGACCUGGCAAACGGAGAACUCUCCACCUACAUGACCGUGACGCAGCCGAUCUUGAACGACAUGGAGGACCCGGAUUCGAUGCCCGCGGCGAACAAGGAGAUUGACCGACCGGCGGAGGUGAUGCGGGUGGGGCUUUGUUGCAUCAUGCAGGAGAUGUACUACUUCGAAAUCAGCUUCGCGGGGUUGCACUUUCUACCCAGAAUCGUGAAACAGUUCGCGGACCCGAGCGAGCUGAGGCUCCGGAUUUCCGCCCCCUGCGACAUGUACGGCAAUGUCGAGUACUUCACGUCGGACUUUGGCAACGCGGAUUACACGUUCGAGGACGGGGGUACCUUUCUGUACGAGGGAACCCGAACCUCGUUUCAAUCGGAGUACGUGGAAAUUAGCAUCAUUUCCGGGAUGCGGACCAAGGGCGCGGGCAUCAUCCCCCUCGCCGGGACGGACCUGAACUCUUCUGUUCGCGCCGUGGUGAAGGCGGUAGAUUUUCGCGAGAAGUCCUACUUUCUCGGGGUCUUGACCGGUUUUGUCGCCGUGAAAACGCGGUCGAAGCUCCUGCCCCCGGGGAUCGAGGAGGACCUGACCGACCCGACCAUCCCGCGGCCCAUGCAACCGCUGCAGCGCAGUUUGAUCUUGACCCUGGACCCGAAGAUGCAGUACCUGCUCGUGGAGGUGUACUCCGCGGACGGGUUGCCGGUCGCGGAUCCGGACUCGCGCAUCUCCAACCCCAUCGUGCGGUGCAGCUACGUAUCAAAUGCAAAUAUGUCUGGGCGGUCCUCUGGAAACCUGUGAUGCUGAUUUGCUGCUGGUUGCAACGCUUGCCAUGGCAGCCACGCAUGACAAUUUUUUGAAACGCCUUCCGAUGUCUAGCACGCAUUACAAAUUACGCUUUCGCAACAUAACAAAGGAAGCGGCUCUUCUGCUGCUCACGCAACACAGAUUUUCUAGGAAUGCAAGACACGCAUUACAAGUUCCACGUUUCCAGACCCAGACGUAUUUGCAGUUGAUACUCCGACGGGAUCGUGCUGGAAACCUCGGUUGCGAAAGACACAACCCGACCGGUGUACAACCAGUACCUGCACUUUCCGGUCCGCUACGCAAAUCCCGCGGUGCGCACGGAUCCGAAGCUCCAAGACAAGAUCCUCCCGGUGGACAUCAUCAAGCGGGGAAAUUUAGAAAUCGAAGUCUGGCACCACAACGGCGUGACCACGUCGGAGCUCCUCGGGCGGGUCGAGAUCGACCCGCAUUUGAUCAUGCAGUACGGCGUUGUGAAGCCCCGCGCGGUCGCGGACCCGUCGGCGCAGGCCCGGCAGUCUUCCGGCGGGGUGGGCAUGGACGGCGAGGAGCCGGAGGAAAGUAUGGAGGAGUCUGUGGAUUCGGACUAUUCCCUGAAAAUUAACAUCCCCAUCCAAUUUGUCAUGCAAAACAUGUAGUAAAAGCUCCGUUUGUGAUGCAAAAAGUGGAUGGGGAUGGUUAAUUUUCAGGGAAUACGAUCGCCGACAGCGACGCCCAGGCGGAUUCCGCGGAUGCCAAGCGGCAGAAGGACUUGCGGACGCAGCAGGCGGUAUGGCGUUCUCAACUGUUACAUUCUCGACUGUUACGAUGAAUUUGCGAUGCAAGAAUGGCAAAAGUGAUAGGGGGACUCUUGCGCGUCUUGCAUGACAGAUUUGGCACCGAUUGUCAGCCUGUUUGGCCCUCUGAGAAUUUGUCAUGCGAAGCAGCUUGAUGGUGUCGAUUCUGAAGGCAAUUUUGCAUGACAAAUCGCGUAACAGUUGAGAGUGUAACGCUUGAGAACGCCAUAGGCGGGGAUCUUGACGUUUGGGAUUCACCCCGACCUGAUCAAACAGCAGAAGGUGCGGGUGUACUAGGAAAGCCUCAGAAUGGAAAUUCUCAAAGUGGAAAUGAUUUGUGAUGCAUGAAAUGCGACACCAAAAAGGCUGUAUUGCAGAGAACGCAAUGGAGGCCGACUAUUGUGCUUCUACGGCUUCAGAAUUGAGCUGCUGAUUAGCACGAGAGAAGGGCACCCCUUUGCCUAACUAGCAUGACAGACACGUUUUGAGUGCCCGGGAAAUUUGUCAUGCGCCGACUAGAAAUGGUGCUUCGACUGGAGUUGUUUUUUUGCAUUACAAAUCAUUUACAUUUCCACUUUGAGGAUUUCCAACCUGAGGCUUUCAUAUCUACCAGGCGCGGAAGGAAACCCUCACUGGCGGGUGGAUCUACACGAGCGCGCGGAGUUCCAUCAUAUCCACAGAAAAAAACCCAUUUACAUCCAUUUUUUGCAUGACAAAUAGUGGAUUUGGUACGUGUUUUGCAUGACAAGAAAUUGGAUGUGGAUGGGCAUGGGUUUUUCUCUGUGGAUGCAUCACCUUCGACGCCUACUUCAUUCCCGACUUCUAUGGAAGCGUCAGGUUUGAAAUCGCCAAAGUUGAAAUAAUUAAUUUGUGAUGCAUAAAAUGCAUAGCGCGAAAUACGUGUGUUGCAGAGCAGGCAAGGGUGGCCGAUUGUAAGCCUGUUUGGGGUUAGAGCUCGAGCUGUUGCAGUAGCAUUAGAAAAACAGCCAUCUUUGCCUAAACAGCAUGACAAACAACUCGAUUUAGGCAUCGCCAAAAUUUGUCAUGCGCCACUUGGAAACUGGGUUCCAACUGGCAUCCAUUUUAUGCAUCGCAAACUAUUUCAACUUUGACGAUUUCAAUCCUGAUAGGUCCAUAACUUCGCCCCGGAUUUUGUCGUUCCGAGCCAGCCCGCGGAACCGUCUUCCGCGCCGGCGGCGGUGGACGCGCGCCUGAAGAUGGUCGACGAUUGGAACGAAUUUUUCGACACCUUCAACCUGGCCUACACCUACUGGUUUAUCGACGCCAUUCCGCCACGCAAGCGAAGGUUUAUCUGCACCACCGAGGCCAUCAGCAGCGGGAACCUGGUCGGGGCGGCGGGCGGGGAGGCGCAAGCCGCCUUGAACCAAGCCCGGCAGGACGUCAUGCUGCUGCCCAGUCUGAUCCGCCACACCGUCCUGCCGGACGGCUUUCGGUACCAGGCGUAUGUGCUGCACUGGCUCGCCUGCAUUCCGUUCACCGUGUCGCAAAAACAACACCAGACCCACUUCCUGGACCGGUGGCUCCCCGUGCAGCAGGUUUUACAUGGAAAAAAGGGCUCCGUGCAGGACCACUGCGCUUUAUUGUGCUCGAUCUUGACCAGCCUGGGCGCCGACGCCUACGUCUGCAAGGGCACCGUGAUAUGGAAUUAGUACAACAAGCUUGAUGUUCAUCCGACGUCUGUACACGGCGUACAGAUUCUUGCGUCACAUCAAAUUUCAUCGACGAGUAGAGAACGCAGCUACUUUUCAUGCGAAAUAGGAUGCAAGGAGAAUCUUGUCAUGCAGAAACCGCACAUGUACUUCUUAUGUCUACGCGCCAUCAAAUGUACUGUGCAUAAGCUCGGAACCCAGAGUUCGACCGGGGCGUGCCCAAGUACGCCGAGGAGCGGCUACGGCUGGCGAGGCAAAUUGUGUACCGAGAGCACUGCUGGGUCAUGACGCGGGAGAAGUCGGGCACCGUGGUGUUCUGGGAAACCACGCAGGCCAUCACCUUCCAAUUGAAGAGGCGGUGGACGGGGAAGGCGAUGGAGUCGGAGCACCAGUACCGCAAGCUCGUCGCCAAUCAACAGGCGAAGAAUGCGAAGUGGAAGAACAAGGAGGACGACGAGAGAAAGGCGGACUCCUACGUUUUUUGGGACCUGUUGGCGCGCCGGAGGGACGCGCUCACUCGGCUGAAGGACCUGAAAAAGCUGCCGAUCGUUCCCAUGGCCGAGAUGGGGAGCCAGAGCAACAUGGUCGCCUUGCCCUAUUACAGUAUCGAAAUCGUGUUUAACAAGGACAAUGUGUGGGGCAACCUGCGCAACCACGACCCGGCGUGGAUUCGCUACGACCUCGACGAUGACCACCAGUGGAAACCGCUCAUGGAGAUCGACGGUACGGAAAAGUGGUUGUUGCAGCGGAACGACUCCAAGUCGCUGGUGAUUGGGCCUUCCUUCCGGGUCGUCGAUAGCGAGCAGCAAAUUUUGAAAAUCCAGGCCGACGUGGAAGAGGCCAUCCGGUUCGCCCGGCUGCGCAUCGGGCUGCAGACGAAAGUGUUCCGGAGCGCGAUCCUCGGGGAGGUGCUAUCCGAAUUCCUGGACAACAUGGAAAAACAGUGCCUGCUCGACUAUCCACGAGUAAACGAUUUCCCGCACAGGUAUGUAAAGAAACAGACUUUAUGCAAGUGUGGUCUCUGCAGCAUCACAAAAAGAAAAUUGGCCUGCUGACCCUAGUCAGCAUGACGAGUGCAGCUACACUGGUGUUGUUCUAAGUUCUGGCAAAUAAAUUUGUGAUGAAUUUUGUUCUCGAAACUGCGAGAAAUCGAAAUUUGAACUGCAUAUCAACCCAUCGCACUGCACGAACAUUGACGGCGCGGCCAAGUGUUUGCGAAAAGGCUCCUACGCCUGGGAUGGGUCUCUGCUGACGACCAAUAUUGCCGCGGAGAAGUAUCGCAAAAAAGCGAAAAAGCAGUGGCAGAAGUGGUGGGACAAGUACCGAGACAUGGAUAUUCGGGUGGCGGGCGUGCCCAUCCCGUAUGCAAUGUAAAUUUCCCGUACAUGAUGUACAAAAUGCAUGACAAAUUUCGCUAACUUGCAGUGCCCAACUUGUCAUGCUAGACUAGGACUGAAGGCAAGUUUUGUCAUGCAGAGACUGCAUUUGUACGUGUGCGGGAAAUUUACUGUGGAUAUCCCGGAGUCCACCACCUUCGAGGGUGUGCCGUUCCACCUGAGCACCAUGGAGCUGCGUGAGAUUCGGGCGUACAUCUCCAGCAGCAAGGACGCGCGGCGCCUGUUCAUGGUCGAGGAAGAGACUUCGGAGUACGUCGUGCAGGUGAACAUCUACCCCUUGCAGCACGAAAUCGGGUCGGUGUGGAUUUUUCUCGGGCGCAUGACCCGCAUGACGGACGCCGAGGUGGCCGUCGCGGCGGCGGCCCAAGAGCGAACGAUCGACGGCGCAAAGCGCGAGAAAAAGGAACGCGACGAACUAAAGUCAGCGGUCAUGCGGGACCUCCUCGGCGGCCCGGAAAAGAAACAGGUGUUCGGGUAAUAAUCAUCCUCAUUUUUUAGUAUUGAAACAACUUGCAGCCGCAGCGGCCGCUCUUGCGCAGCUUGUUCUGGCACAAGGGGACGACCGCCGUUUCUUGCAGGAGGA
Amoebophrya sp. A120 is the source of this 8899-nucleotide messenger RNA. NCBI's taxonomy places the organism in Eukaryota, Dinophyceae, Syndiniales, Amoebophryaceae. The record is from the annotation of a GenBank genome assembly.